This is a messenger RNA of Lindgomyces ingoldianus, 1706 nucleotides long. RefSeq lists its product as uncharacterized. The coding region runs from base 186 to 1469 and encodes 427 amino acids. Lineage: Eukaryota; Fungi; Ascomycota; Dothideomycetes; Pleosporales; Lindgomycetaceae. The record is from RefSeq and is a predicted model, not a curated record. The transcript has 3 exons.
AUGAGCAGGAUUUUUUCUUCUUUGCAUUCAUUACGAAGACUGUACAAUAGGCUGUCGGAUUGUUGUACGAAGCGCGAUAUAACGAAGCAAGACGCCGAAGACCUUAGAAGCUUCAUUCUACCUCUGAAACUUCGCAUUACAGUCGAAUCGUGGCAAAAUUGCUUCAGAUAUUGAGCCCGUUCACGAUGGAGCCAACCACGUCCUUCCAGAAAGAUUCGUCAGCUUUCAGGAAACAUUUCCAUGACCUUUCCACCCCGCGCUUUACGACUGCAUCCAAGCAAAACGUCUACGAGUAUGCAAAGUUCUUUCAAGACAAUCAUGCACCGCCGUGGUUAUUUGAGCUCACCCAGGCAUGGGCUAAGCUGUACGAGGAGCCUUUUAAAGGGGUAACGGCAGACGGGACGGUUCGAGAAGGUGUUUUCAAAGCCCAAGAUGAAGGCUUGAAUAUUGGGAAAAUAGUAGACGCGGCCCAAAUUUUUUUAGGGAAACUCGAUGAAGAGCAGAAAGUGAAGGUAUCGUAUCCAAUAAACGCGCGGGAAUGGCGAGGUUGGUCAAAUCCAGAGAUACUGCUUCGACCCUUUGGGUUGAGGCUGGAAGAGGUGCCCGAACCUACAGCACUCGCCAUCCUAGCCGUCAUCGAAUCAUCUCUCUCACCAGAAGGUUACCAAAAAGCCCUUGCCGCAAUGCGGAUAAACCACUUCCUCGGCGAACUCGUUAAACUCCCACAAAUCAUGAACAAAUACUCCUACAACUUCCUGCUCUUCGGCACACCAUCGACAUCCCCAGAUUCACCCUGGGGCUGGCUACUUUACGGCCACCACCUCGACCUUUCUGUAUUCUUCAAAGGCCCUCAAAUCGUUAUAUCACCGACCUUCACAGGCGCAGAACCAAACAUCAUCGACGAAGGAGAAUGGGCGGGCACCGAAAUCCUCCGUAAAGAAGGGAACCUCGGCCUUCAACUCAUGCAGAGCCUCACACCGGAUCAGCAGGCAAAAGCGCAAACGUACAAACUCCUCAAAGACCCCGGCAUGAAGCAAACCGGCGACCUCCUCACCGACCGCUGGAACAAAGACGACCAACGCCACGUCUGUGGCGCCUUCCGCGACAACAGAAUCGUUCCCUACGAAGGAAUCCUCGUCUCCACCUUCACAUCCCCCCAACAGUCCCUCAUCCUCUCUAUCGCUGAGGAAAUGCUUCUCUAUCUCCCCGGCCCAUCCCGCAAACUCCGCCUGGAGCAAAUCAAAGCGCAUUUCGCCGAAACGUAUUGGAGUUGGAUUGGAGGAUAUGGAGAUGACGACGCGUUCUAUUUUAGAGUCCAGAGUCCAGUCGUGGUACUGGAGUUUGAUCAUCAUUCGGGCGUGUUUUUGGCGAAUACGGAGCCCAUGAAGUUUCAUACGCAUACGAUUGUGAGAACCCCGAACGCGGGGGACUAUGGGCAGGCUAUUAGAGGGCCGGCGGAGAGGUUGUGACUAUAAUAAUUGUGGACCAGGGUGCUUAAAAAGUCUGCUUUUUGAAAUGGUACGAGACUUGUUCGUGUCCUCGUGCCACCCCCUGAGUUUGAGGGCCCUUUAGUAUCACUACCUGUGCCUAUUUUUCUAGUCGUAGCUUAGGGGAUCCUUCGAGAAUGCCGUUCUCGGACGCCGACAACGACUUUGGGAUCACGAGGUAUAGAUGUACCAAUCCGAUCAAUGAAAGCCAGACGAAGC